GAUCUGUUAUGCCAGCUUGGCUUAAACUUGGUUGUGACAACUCAGUAAAACAUUUCAUUUGUGUAGUGAAACACAUUGGAGUAUAAUUACUUGCUAUCCUGUCUCAAACAAGUAUUUUCUUCUGAAAGGCUUAGAUUAUAUUAAGCUUGUGCUGGCACCUUUCAAAUAAAAAAGACAGGAAAAAGAUGCUGAGACCCUAGAAAGAAUGCAGAGAAGACCAACAAAGAUGAUAAAGGGUCUGGAGGCCAAACCAUAUGAGGAACAGUUAAGAGAACUAGGUCUAGUCUAGCGAAGAGAAGAAUUAGGGGUGACAUGAUAGCUGUCGUCCAGUAUUUGAGGGGCUGUCACAGGUAAAAAUUCCUGAGUGCAGGACAAGAAGUAACGGGUGGAAAAUCGUUAAAGAGAGAUCAAUGCUAGAACUAAGUAUAAAUUUCCUGAUAGUGAGAACAAUUAACCAGUGAAACGACUUGCCUCUGGAUUAACUAUUUGACCGUGAUUCUAUGAUAUAGAAACAUAGGGCUACAAGGGAUGGUAUAAGGUCUGCUGCUCAAGGAGGGGGCUGGACUAGGAGACCGCCAAGGUUCCUUCCAGCCCUAUGAUUCUAUAUUCUGUGUUGUCUUUUCUAAAUAAUCCAGUCCCUUUGCCACCUGAUUAGAAGAAAUAUGGGUAUGGGGGUCUAAAGCUUCAGUCCAGGAACAGAGCAUCCCUUUGCAUAAAAAAGUGGAGCAUAAUGGAAAUAUUUUUUAAAUUGUUGUGGGGGCUGUUGUGGUGUGUAGAGAGAUUCCACUAACACCAUUAUUGCUAAGCUCUUUGCUCCUGCUUAAUCUGGCAUCCUGAGUUGCAGCUCCCAAUGGUGCUUGCCAUGUGGUGGAGGAUGCCCAACACAGAGAUCUUCCCUAUAGAAGACCUCCAAACAAUAAGCUGAUCGUGACAAUCUGAGAUACAACAUCAUUUUGUAUUUUUAGUUGCAACCAUAUCCAAUAUGACCCUAAACUCCUCUCCAGGUCAAAAAAGUAUAGUUCCUUCCAUAGCUUUCGAAGAAAAGAGGAACAUGAUGUUUGUCCCUCUCUUAGGCAACUGUCGUAAGGCAUAAAAAGAACAAAACUCACAUAUCCAGGAUAAGGGUUAGCAGCACACCCUUUUCUCAAGAAAUCUAGAAGUGUGUAGUCAUCAUUUCCCACCUCGGAGCAUCUUCUGACAUUGAUAUCAAGUGGAGAGGCUACACCUUGGCUUAUGUAUCAGUGUUCAUCAUAUGUGCUGCUUAUACUCAUUAGGAAAUUUGAAAAUUGUGCGGUGUGUUAUAUCAUAGUAAAUGGUGCUUAAAAAUUUUAGCUAGUAAGGGUAAAGCAUCUCUGCUUCAGACUGCUGGAUUCCAGCAAUCACUGGAUGGCCUCCUUGUAGUAAAACAGGUCACAGUCUGUCUCCCCCCCCCCCAUCAAAACGCCUUGCCCUUUGGGAGAGCAAUGGGGCAAACAAGGGUCUUCUGGAGUCUCUGAAGCUAAAUAUGAUGGAUGAUCUUCAGGAUGGAAUCUAACAUUUUGGGGUUAAUGGCUAACUUGGUCCCUUUUAACCUUCAUGUGAUUAAGAAGUGGGUAGUGUGUGAGAAAUAGUACAAUUGCACAAUGAUAUCUUAUCAUGGAGAAACUUGCUCAGAGGGAUUGUAUACUUGACAUAAAUUGGAGGAGUUUCUAUAUCUUCCCCGCAGAAGUGUUAUAAAAUUGGGAGGUGCCGGUGUGACAGUUGGAGGCCCUCACUCUCCAACGGCUCCUUCUCUGCCAUCGAUCUGGCCGCCCUCUUUGAGGCCUAGUCAUUCUUGCCUUAAAAAGGAAGCUUAUUUCAUGGCUGAAGAAGGAAAGGCACUCUUUAAAUCUUGAAAACCUAGCAGAGUUUGGUCGUAUCGAGUAUAAAGAGGUUAGCUAUCAGAAAUGUGGCUUGUUUUAAAAAUUGAAAUGAACUUUGGUUUUUAUAACUUGUUUUAUUAGGAGCCAAAUUAUUGGAGGACUUGGGUACCAGAAUGAGAUGUAGCUGUCUACCUGAGAAAGAGAUAUUUUAGCCAUUCAGCUGAGUGGGAAGGGGCUCCAGGGGCCUCCCAGGACAGACUGUCAGCAGUUUCAUCCCUCCAAGCAGGGAAACUCAGUCGGCCAUUCCUCUUCUGACUCAUGAGGCUUUUGCUGAGUCAGAGGGAGUCCCCCCCCCCCAGGCACUCCUGUGCUGCCCAUGUUUUAUCCAGAGACCUGGCUUAGGGGAGGGCAGAACGGAAAGUCUCGCUGAAGCUCCAUCAUUGGAGGUUUUCAAAGAAAACGGGGGUGGACUAGAGGACCUCCAAGUCCCUUCCUACCCUCGCAUUCCAAGUACCAACAGCCGAGCCUAGCUCAUCAUAGGGCUGUGGCAGGCGAAGCAUUAUGUACCUGUGCACUCCCAGAUAUGCACCUUAUGCAAAAUGCCCCCCCCCCACCGUGCUUCCCCUGGGAGAAAGUAUGUGCAAACUGGGGUCAGUUUCUUUCUGCUGCUGAUUUUCCCUGCCUUAGUUUCUUCUUUCAAUGGCUGGAGAAGCAGGUGGGUUGGCCUUGGCCUCGCGUUCUGCCACCUUGGAACAGCCGGUGCAAACUUCCUCUGGAACAGACUCUGGAAGGAGGGAGGGCACCCUCUUUCGGGACAUGCUUUUUCCGCCUUCAGCCUCUCUCGGGUCACCCCAGGCCUCCUUUCAGGCUGCUCUGCUUCUCCCCGGGUGGGCUUGGCUGGCCUCCGUGGGUGGGGGGGUUGGAUGGAGGUGCUCCCUCCACCCCGGGGUGCCAGUGUGCCUCCGGCUGUUGUCAAUGGAAAGCAGCGUCAGGCCUCGAGGCAGGGGCGGGCGAAUCUCUGCGCAGCCUGCACCUUGGUUCUCUCUGCGUCUUCCCAGAAGUCCACAAACACAACGUGAUUGUGCAGGUCAUGGUUUCAGCCUGGAGGUGUUGGUUCCUUCCUUGCCAUCUCACGGUGACUCAGCGGCAUAGAAUUCAAGGGAGGGGAGGGGGUCAAAGUACAGCUUUUUAUACCAGUCUGGCGUAGCUGGAGCCUAACCCUGCGGCCUUGGCCAAGUUCUUCCAGCCCGUGGUGGAGCAUCCUGCCCACACCCUCCUGCAAACAGCUUCUCCACUUUCCAGACGGAAACCAGAAUGUGCCAGCUUGGACUAUGGCUUUGUGGCACCACUUCCUCCUCCUCCUCCACUAGGGAGUCACGCUGGUUUCUCUUCUGCGGUCGGUCCUGUCGGAGGGGACUCGGUGCAAGGCAACUCCAGGCUGGCCCUGAGGUCACCUGCAGGCCAAGCCCUUCCAUGAGAGAGAAAGCCCCAUUAUGAACCAGCAGAAGCUAAGGCCUGGCUAUUGCUAGUGAAGUUUCUUUCAAUAAUUUUAUUAAUUGACAAGAUCUCUUAAAAUGUUUCUGUGUUUGAGGGUUGGAGUUUGACUGAGUAGAGAAUUCAUCAGGACAUGACUUGGACAAGCUUGGGAGGCUGCAUUGCACAUACUGAUUUUAGAGGGCCAUUGUGGGAAGGUCCUUCGCUUUUUAAUUGGUUUGCCUUUUUCAGGACUUGCACUGGGGCACGGGUGUCAAACUUGCCACGUCACGUGUCGCGAUGUAUCGCAACUCUUUUUGCAUUACCUGCAAUGGGGUGGAUGUGGCUUCGGUAGGACGAAACUGGCCCGCGGACCAGCAGUUUGACACCCCUGCACUAGGGGCUCCUUUUAAUUCCCCCUGCAAGAUGUGGGAGAUUGCAUGAACAGUUUUUCAGUAGUUGAAUUCAGAACCAACUGUGGCAACUGCAAAAAGCACAGGUGGCCCCGGAGUUCCAGCAGACUGCACCAAGGUGUUUUGUUGGCGGUGUGCCAUGCCUUAGAGAACACAACAUCAGCCUUGAGGGGUCCCCCGGUGGCAGCUGCAGUGAGGUCCCAUUUUAACAACUGUCCAGAUGCCCACAGCACAUUUUGUUUCCACGGGACUUGCAGAUUCCUGGUGCAAGAAGAAGAACCUACUUGUGUGUGCCAUUCUGGCUACAUGGGUGCCCGCUGCGAGCAUGCCGAUCUCCUGGCAGUGGUGGCUGCCGCCCAGAAGAAACAAACCAUAACCGCCUUGGUGGUGGUUUCCAUCAUCGCCUCCAUUGUCGUUAUCAUGGUCUGUGUCCUGAUACAUUGCUGCAGGAUACGGAAGCCCUGCGAGUGGUGUAGGACGAUCGUUGGCAGGCAUGAGAAACCCACCGGGCUCCUGAAGGGGGCCACGUCUUGCUGCCACUCAGAGACAGUUGUCUGACAGAAAUCAGGUCUCCUGCAAUUCCACGGAUGGCAACAGUGCAGAGCUCUGCCUGGGAGGUCUACAAUAUUCUGAGAAAAACUUUAAUAUGGACAAGACAGUUUCCAGGGAUUUAACCCGAAAGCCAAUUUAGUGCAACUUUUGAGGCCUUCUCCUAAUCUUCCACCAUAAUGCUGGUCGUCCAGAACUUUGCUAAAGGAGCAGCACGGUCGCUGUAGCUUCUGUGUUGUUUGUGACAACCAGAAAAUCUCCAAGACUCCUUUUUAGUCAAAAUAGAGAACAGUGACAAUUGGCAGCUAUAUAUUUACUUUAACCACCAAAGGACAAGCUUGUUCAAGAAAGGGAAUGUAUCUGGUUUGUCUCGGAAAAGAUUUAAGGGAGACCUGAUCCAACGUAACCGAAGGGCUGGCUUUGAUUUGCACAUCUGUUACGUCUUUGACUCCUCUCCAAUGGAAGGAUGCUCUGUGUUAGGCCUUUGGGAGUAGCACCACCCUCCCUGUGAGUAUUCAGCUGCAAGUGUUCUUUGAGUGGAAAAACACCUAGACCAGGAGCCUUCCCAAAGCGUCUGGGUUGGUAGUAUCCUGUUGGGGAAGCAGAAAAAAAAAUGAACGGGAGGGGGGGGAGAAGACUGGUCAACCGUCUUACAGCCAGAAGAGAGAACUGCUUCCCCCCCCCCUUCCCUCCAUAUGAGCCAUUGAUGCUGGCCAAGUGAGAAAGCCCCUUUGCCUUCUCGGCCAGGUUCUCUGAGUGACUUGGUGGCAGCUUUGCUACUUUUUUCGAGCAAGACAACAGACCAUAGAGGCCUUAGUUAUUACAUGACAGGUAGAAAUGGGAUCUUGAAAGAGGUGCAUCUGGGCUUGUUUUUAAUACUGAUUUAAAAAUGCCUUUGAGUUAGAUGAGAAGUUUAAUUAAAAUCAAUUUUUAGCAGGGGUGUUUUUUAAACACUGUACUGUUUCUAGGUUUACAUGCUUGUAGGGGAUUUCUGACUAUUGCAAUGUCUUGGGAGACAGAAGGUUCCUCCAAGUCACAAGGACUGGGGACAACACUCCACAAUUGUGCGGGUGCUUGCAUGUUUUGACCUCCAGGCCCGACAUAAGGGUUUGGUUCCAAGAGUGAGAUAGAUCUGGGAAAGCAGUUCAAGUGUGAGGCAGGAUGGCAUUCCCUGAGUCCAGGGGAACCUUGGAAGCCGAGUUCUUCUCAUGGAUGUUUAGGAGUCCUGCUGUUGUGGGAAGUUCUGUUCUGAAACCAGGCCUUUGGCAGUUGCAUGAAGGUGUAAAGGAUUGGCUCUUUGAGGACAAAUGCCGUAGUUUCCAAGGCAGAAGUGAGAGAGAUGAUAAUAGAUAUAAGAAAUGUCUCAAAAGACAUUCUGAAUUGGCCAUCAAUUCUGAUUUACAUGCAAGCCAAAACUUCCACUGCGAAGUACCAAUUUCACCUUCUUUCUUUUGCUGAUGGAAAGAAGACGUAUUUGCCGAUGCUUCUGGUUUUUCAGGCUCCAUCUUCCCAAAAGGAUGGCUCGGCAUGUUGGUUGAAGCUUCAUGCCAUAAACUUUGUGGCCAUAUGGCAAAAAAGAAAUGAAAUAGAGACAAAUUGUUUUGUUUCUCAAGUUGUCUGGCUGACAAAUGCUUCCGUUACUUUUAGUGGAUCAAUUCUUUUUGUGCCUUAUUAUAAUGGCAUUCCCUCUUUGACUUUUCUCAAAGGGGAAAUAAUUGGGUUUUUAAACUCGCCCCCUUCUUUCCUAGCCUUGCUUCUCAACAACCAAUCUAUAAAUUGGGAGUUUCUCCAAAAAGAAAGAAAAGGAAGGAAGGAAGGAAGGAAGGAAGGAAGGAAGGAAGGAAGGAAGGAAGGAAGGAAGGAAGGAAGGAAAAAAGAAAGGCAUUCCAAAAAACACGGCCUUUUGCACUACCCCUCAAGGCAUAAUGUAAGUCACUUAAUGGUACGUCCAGAGCCAGAGAUCUAAGGAUAAUGUGCAUUGGCUUAGUUGAGAAUUGUCCCUGGGGAGACCUUGAUUCCUACCAGGCCUAGUUCAGGAGCUCCCGAUGCUCCAGUCUCAGAGGGCAUCAGUAGCAGAGAGGCUGCGUUUGUCCUGAAUUGCAUUUUUGAUACUUCGAAUGGUAAACCAGCUUGUCCAGGACAGAAUUCUUUUCCCUUUCAAGGGAGGAAAGAGCCUCUGCUUCUCCAGGUUUCUGUUUUGUGAUGCUGUUUAGAAAUAAAUUGCACCCUUUCAGCUAGCAGUUGUUUAAGCUGAUGCGAUCUGGACUUGUGGAAUUGAUCAAUGCUAAGCUCAGCAUGGAAGUAUCAAGGCUUUGGGGGAGUAAAAUGGUUUAAAAUUCUCAAAUGAAAGCUUUCAUCUGAAAUGCACUUGAGUUAUGCUGAAGUAUCAGCCACUAAAUGCCUCUUCCUGAUUCUGUGUGUUGACUCAGAAAUUAACACUUUGUCUUCACAAUUUAAGUUUAAUUUGGUCCAUAGCCAAACUGAAGUUUUAUUUUUAGCCAAGGUUACACUUUUUUCUUCUGUAUAUGUUGCACUGAAGGUUACUAUUUAAUAUUUUAAUUUAUUGUGUGGAUAAAUUAAUUUGAUUCAUGUAAGAUGUUUAUGUGAUUGGUUGUUAUUUCUUCCUUAAUAUUCUGAGUUAAUAGAUAUUUAAAUGAGUGAAAUACACUUUUCAUAAUACUUUGUUGUAUUUUUUUUAAAAAAGGAAGGCUAUAAAUUAAAUAAGGAACUCUUUAUGCAAA
Messenger RNA from Crotalus tigris (Tiger rattlesnake), 7017 nucleotides. RefSeq names its product transforming growth factor alpha (gene TGFA). Lineage: Eukaryota; Metazoa; Chordata; Lepidosauria; Squamata; Viperidae. The record is from RefSeq and is a predicted model, not a curated record. The coding region runs from base 3755 to 4285 and encodes 176 amino acids. The transcript has 6 exons. Gene Ontology annotation, biological process: epidermal growth factor receptor signaling pathway; positive regulation of cell population proliferation; positive regulation of mitotic nuclear division.